Messenger RNA from Raphanus sativus (radish), 2081 nucleotides. Its product is annotated as coiled-coil domain-containing protein SCD2. The transcript has 16 exons. Gene Ontology annotation, biological process: cytokinesis by cell plate formation. The record is from RefSeq and is a predicted model, not a curated record. Lineage: Eukaryota; Viridiplantae; Streptophyta; Magnoliopsida; Brassicales; Brassicaceae. Bases 147 to 1892 code for a protein of 581 amino acids.
UUCUCCAAAUCUCACCGAACGGUUUCUUUCACCUUCCGGUUUCUUCUUUUGAUUUUUCUCGAGAAAAUCUAGCUUUUUCCCCGAGAAACUCGUUUCUUCUCUGAUUCACCAGUGGAUUACUGGUAUAACUUCACGAACGCAAACUGAUGGAUCGGAGGAGGGCAGGCAGCCCGGUGUUCGGCCGCCAGUGGAGCGACACAUCGAACAGUACCGAAUCAUCAUCUCCGGCGAUGUCUCCAGCUCACCGGAAACAGCUAGGAGGCGUGGGAGGUUUCUCCACCGCCAAGCGGUCUCAGAACGUCGCCGCCAAAGCCGCGGCUCAGAGGUUGGCUAAGGUCAUGGCGCUGCAGAACAAAGACAACGGAGACGACGACGAAGAUGAAGAAGACGAGGACGAAGAUCUGAGCCUCAGAUUCGCUCCUACUUCCCUGAAACCUGCUCGUCGCGCACCUUCUUCUCUAUCCUCCACUGGGAGCAACGGAGAUAGUAACAAACCGCCGGCCGUUUCCUUCGCUCUCCGCAGCAACAGAUCGCCUUCUCCUGCGUUAGGGAGGAACUUCGUUGAGCAAGUGCCUUCGGUGCGUUCUGCUUCAGCCGGUAGGCCGUCGUCGAUAUCUGCUAGAUCCACAACUCCGACUCCGACUCCGACUCCUAAUCUAAUGCCUCCAAGCAGGGUGUCGGUGAAAGCUCCCAACUCUAUUCCUCCACUUGAUCCUCCUACUAGGAACCGAGAUAAAAGGUUCUUCGCUGAUUUACCGUCGGUAAAUUCUAAAGAAAAGGGUGACCACCGGGAAGCUUCAGCUCUCCGUGAUGAACUGGAUAUGCUACAAGAGGAGAAUGAGAUUGUAUUGGAGAAGCUUCGCCGUGCAGAGGAAAAAAGGGCGGAAGCAGAAGCUAGGGCUAAGGAGCUUGAGAAACAGGUUGCUUCUCUUGGUGAGGGAGUGUCUCUGGAGGCAAAACUGUUAAGCAGGAAGGAAGCAGCAUUGCGUCAAAGAGAGGCUACUCUAAAUGCUGCUAAACAGAAAAACAAUGGGAAGUCUGAUGAACUUAUUUCUCUACGUUCAGAACUUGAGAGCUUGAAAGACGAGGCUACUACCGCUGCAGAACGGCUUCAAGAAGCAGAGUCCGAAGCGAAAUCUCUUCGCACAAUGACUCAGAGGAUGAUUUUAACACAGGAUGAAAUGGAAGAAGUAGUCCUGAAGAGAUGUUGGCUUGCGCGAUAUUGGGGUUUGGCUGUGCAAUACGACAUUUUUGCGGAUAUAGCACUAUCCAGGCAUGAGCACUGGUCGGCGUUGGCUCCUCUUCCAUUUGAGCUUGUCACCUCUGCAGCACAGAAGGCCAAGGAUUUAUCUUGGGAUAAAGGUGGGAAUGAUCGGAGUAGAGCUGCUAGAGAUUUGAGUGAUCUAACUGGAGAAGGAAAUAUUGAAACUAUGCUUUCAGUUGAGAUGGGUUUGAGAGAGCUAGCAUCAUUGAAGGUUGAGGAUGCUAUCGUUCUUGCAUUUGCCCAGCAGAGAAAACCAAGUUUGAUACGUCAAACUGUUUCUGAUCCCAAAGGUCAUGGAGAAUCCAGAUUUGUAGAUGCAUAUGAAUUGGGUGAGGCGGAACAAGAAGAUGUUGCCUUUAAGCAGGCAUGGCUGAUGUACUUCUGGGGCAGAGCAAAGUUACUGGGUGUGGAAGAAGACAUCGCAGAAGAACGUGUGCAGCUAUGGAUCAGCCGUAGCAACGGGAAAUCAACUACUUCUCACGAUUCCUUAGAUGUGGAAAGAGGAUUGAUAGAGCUGAGGAAACUGGGAAUAGAGCAACAGUUAUGGGAAGCUUCCAGAAGAGAAAUUGAACAGCUUUCAUCUCCUACUUCUUCUCCUUCCAAUCACGAUCUCGAUGCUGAUCCAUAGUUCCUCUCUUUCGUAUAUGAAAUUUUCGGUUUGUAUAUUUAUUCCUCUUCAUGCAAGUUUCACGAAGAAUCUGUGUUCUUUAUCUUCGCUUUUUCUCACACUUAGACUGUGUAAGCUUUGGUACUCUUGUAUUCGCAAUUCAAGUUCAGCAAGCUUUGGUUAAAGAAAAUAACACUGCAAUUAAACUCA